AUGGUCAGCUACUUGAGAUAUCAGACAUUACAUGAUGUUGCCGGUGUCAAACUUGUAUUUGUUGACUGCAUCAGUCUUCAUUUAGAUUUCGACGAGAAGUCCCGUGAGUUACGCAUAUUUCGAUUCCCAUCGUUAUGCAAACUAUUGUGUCAUUCAAGAGAGUACAGAUGGCUAUAUUAUGAUCCCCGACCCUCGGCAUCCCAGACCUCUCAAAUUGGUUUUGAGACAGGACAUUCUCAAGCAUCUGACAUGUAUCGCGAGGUGCUUCUUUCUUAUAGGCUCAUCUUUGGACAGGAUAAAAAAUCGUGGAAGGCCUGGAGAAACUUCUACAAAGCACAGAACGUUCCUCCGGGUAUUGAGGAUCCUCUCUUGCGGAGACUGUGUGGGCAAGACUGCCGCUACGAAACAACUUACGAGGAGAUCAAAGCACCGGAUGUAGCAGCGCAAUACUCGGCAUCAGAAGAUUUUCCAUUUUGGGGAGCACGCCUAUUAAAGAUCCAACAAUUUGUGGUCAACAAGAAUCCGAGUGACUGGAAGACGCUGUGGAAUGACCGCCGGGACGUUUUGCGCUUCUAUACUUUCUGGGCAGUUGUGGUGGUUGGGGUCAUGUCACUCACCCUUAGCGUUAUACAAAGCAUUGAAGGUGGUAUACAAGUGGCAUAUGCUAUCAAAGCAUACAAUGGGCAAGGCAAACAAGGGGCUUAAGCAUUAG
Messenger RNA from Trichoderma atroviride IMI 206040, 712 nucleotides. Lineage: Eukaryota; Fungi; Ascomycota; Sordariomycetes; Hypocreales; Hypocreaceae. The record is from RefSeq and is a predicted model, not a curated record.